Messenger RNA from Arachis ipaensis, 1512 nucleotides. RefSeq lists its product as uncharacterized. The record is from RefSeq and is a predicted model, not a curated record. Lineage: Eukaryota; Viridiplantae; Streptophyta; Magnoliopsida; Fabales; Fabaceae.
AUGAUCGUCAACGGUGCAUCCGACACUGUUUUAUGCCGUUGUUUUCCAAAUUAUUUAGACGGCCCUGCACUUGAUUGGUUGUGUGCUUUGCCUGCAGGUUCUGUUUCGCGAUUUCAACAACUGACCAAGCUGUUUGAAGAGCACUUCACCGGAUCCGCAAUAUAUCUGCAUGACUCUGACUAUCUGAACACUAUCAAGCAAGGGCAGAAUGAAAGCCUGAAAGACUAUAUGACUCGCUUCACCAAAAUCGCCAUCAGUAUACCUGAUCUCCAUCCAGAAGUCCAUUUGCACGCAAUCAAAAGCGGCCUCCGACCUGGAAAGUUCCAAGAAACCAUUUUUAACACUAAGCGAGAGGAUAUCAUCAAAGAGAUUCUACAUUCAAAACUCAUCAAACCACCAAGAAAGGCCGGCACCUAUCAAGACACUAAGAACGCAGACAAAUCCAAAUAUUGUGCCUUCCACCAGAAGCACAGCCAUACCACUGAUGACUGUGUAAUAGCAAAGGACCUCUUGGAACGCUUAGCUCGGCAAGACCACCUCGAUAAGUACAUCGGAAGUCACAUCCAAAAACGUUCCACACCUUCCAGGAACGAAGACUCAUCUGAACAACAAUACCGAGGAAAAGAGAAGGUAUCAGCGAACAAUUACGAAAAGCCACGAGGAAUCAUCAACUAUAUUUCAGGAGGAUACGCGAGUGGAGGCUCCUCAAACUCGGCAAGAAAAAGGUCAUUCCGAUCAAUAUGCUCGUUAGAAGGCCCACAAAGUGAAACAGAAAAUCCAACACAACUGCCGCAACUCACAUUCACACAAGCAGACUACAACUCUAGUAUACAGAACUUGGAUGACCCCGUAGUUAUAACUCUUCAGUUGGGAGACCUACUGGUCAAAAAAGUACUGCUAGAUCCUGGAAGUAGUGCCGACGUCUUAUUCUACUCAACAUUUCAAAAAAUGAAGCUCAGUAACAACAUCCUCCAGUCAACAGGGGGAGAUCUGGUCGGUUUCUCCGGCGAACGCGUCCCAAUAAUAGGAUCAGUGUGGUUACAAACCACACUGGGUGAGCAUCCUCUUUCAAAAACUUGUGAUAUACAAUAUUUAGUUGUAGAUUGCUUUAGUCCAUAUAAUAUUAUCCUUGGCCGACCUUUCUUAAACAAGUUCGGCGCCAUUGUUUCUACAGUUCACCUGUGUGUUAAGUUCCCUUUACAGGACGAUCAUGUUGUCACAAUUCAUGGAGAUCAUAAGGAAGCUCGGCACUGUUACAACAUCGACAUGAAAUUCCACAAUAAUUCAAAACAACAAGUUAACAAUGUCGAUCUCACACACACUAGCUCGGCAUUAGCCGACUUAGACCCAAGAGCCGACUUCCGGGAAAGGCCAACUUCGUCCGACGACUUACAGAAGGUAUAUUUCAACAAUGACCCUAACAAGUUCACUUUUGUAGGUAACUCAAUAAGCAAGGAGGAGCUAAACACCAUCACCACCUUCUUACAAGAUCAAGCCGACCUUUUUGCAUGA